CCGCUGCCCGGCGCCGGCCCUGCACUCGGAGCCGCGGCCGCCGCCGCCGCAGCCAACUCGGGCCCAAGUUCCCGGCCGCGGCGGAGAGGAGCGCGCAGCCGGCGACCCGAGCCCUGCGCCAGGGCCCAGCCUCCUCUGCUCGGCCACCGCCCGCGCCCCGCCUCCGCCCUGCAGGCUCGGUCCGGGCGCUGCGCGGGAGCCUCGGGCAGGGAGCGCGGGCUCGGCGGGAGCGACUGGCCGAAGCCCGGAGCCGGGCGGACGUUCGGUGGGACCCGAGCGCAGCGCGAAGAGUCGGUGUACCGGUCACCCCGGCCCCGCGGGCACUCGAAGGGCCGGGCCGGGCGAAGAGCGAGCCGGAGCCCGCGGGCCUGACAAGCCGCGGACGCGCAGGGAGCCCCGUCUUGGAAGCCGUCGGUCCCCGGGGUCUUCCCCGAGCCCCGGGGAGGGCGAGGGGACCAUGCCCAGCCCGCCACUCCUGCUCGCCGCUGCUGCAGCCCUGCUCGCCAGCUGGGCCCCGCUCCCCUCUGAGGCCAGCUCCUGGUGGUCCUUGGCCAUGAACCCGGUGCAGAGACCUGAGAUGUUCAUCAUCGGAGCCCAGCCCGUGUGCAGCCAGCUCCCUGGGCUGUCCCCCGGCCAGAGGAAGCUGUGCCAGCUUUACCAGGAGCACAUGGCCUACAUAGGGGAGGGGGCCAGGACAGGCAUCAAGGAGUGUCAGCACCAGUUCCGGCAGCGACGGUGGAAUUGCAGCACCGUGGGCAAUGCCUCUGUCUUUGGAAGGGUCGUGCAGAUAGGGAGCCGGGAGACGGCCUUCACCUGCGUGAGCGCUGCCGGGGUUGUGAACGCCAUCAGCCGCGCCUGCCGCGAGGGCGAGCUGUCCACGUGCGGCUGCAGCCGCGCACGGCCCAAGGACCUGCCGCGGGACUGGCUGUGGGGCGGCUGCGGGGACAACGUGGAGUACGGCUACCGCUUCGCCAAGGAGUUUGUGGACGCCCGCGAGCGGGAGAAGAACUUUGCCAAGGGGUCGGAGGAGCAGGGCCGCGUGCUCAUGAACCUGCAGAACAACGAGGCAGGCCGAAGGGCUGUGUAUAAGAUGGCAGACGUAGCCUGCAAAUGCCAUGGCGUUUCGGGGUCCUGCAGCCUCAAGACCUGCUGGCUGCAGCUGGCUGAGUUCCGCAAGGUGGGGGACCAGCUGAAGGAGAAGUAUGACAGCGCAGCCGCCAUGCGCAUCACCCGCAGGGGCAAGUUGGAGCUGGUCAACAGCCGCUUCAACCAGCCCACCCCCGAGGACCUGGUCUACGUGGACCCCAGCCCGGACUACUGCCUGCGCAACGAGAGCACAGGCUCGCUGGGCACGCAGGGCCGCCUGUGCAACAAGACAUCGGAGGGCAUGGACGGCUGCGCGCUCAUGUGCUGCGGCCGUGGCUAUGACCAGUUCAAGAGCGUGCAGGUGGAGCGCUGCCACUGCAAGUUCCACUGGUGCUGCUUCGUCAGGUGCAAGAAGUGCACGGAAGUUGUGGACCAGUUUGUCUGCAAGUAGCUGGGGCCCCAGUCCUGGCUCCCUCUGCUCCGCCUCACAGAAGUCUAUAUUAUAUAAAUCUAUAUAAAUCUAUUUUAUAUUUGUAUAAAUAAACGGAUGGAUGGUAAAUAAUUAGAAGAAGAAAAUGGAGAGGAAAAGCUUAUUUAAAUGACACUGGAGGUGGUGGAGGAUAGGACUUGGCUGGUUCUCUGCUCCCAGUGGGUGGGCAAAGCGCUUUGUGCCUCCCUCUGGUGGCGACUCUCAAGUGUAGGGAUGUGGGACUGUCCACUGUCUGCCCUCCAGGGCCUAGAGGGGAGAGGUGGUGGUUGGAUGGAGAACUUGAUUUUGUCUGGAGUCUUUGCCAGGUGGGGCUGCCGUGCCAGCCCAGCCCCAUGCCAGGCAGCCCUGUGGAAGGUGGCAGGAACACAGCGUCACGCCUGGUGUUCACAUACUUGCCAAAUCCACAGUCACGGGAAAGGAGACAGGCCCUACGCCAUCUCCAACCUGGGGACCACGGAGGGAUAGCUCCUACCCAGAUUCUGGGCCUGUCCUUCCCGUGAGAAUGGCUCUUCCUCUACAGCUACAGCUCCUGCCCAGGGCUCUGUGCACCAGGAGGGAGAGGUUCUACCUGAUGGGUCAGCAAGAAUGCGGACUAAAUGCUGGUGCCCGAGCUGUGGAGAGCCAGGUGGUGGCCAGCCAGAAGCAUUGCACUGUUACACAGGGAACCGAGACUGACACUGCUCCGUGUCUCCCCACAAGGGAGGCUGGGUCAGGCUGAGUCAGGUCUCUGCUCCAGAUGUAGUUUCCCUCUAUCAUUAAACAUCCUCCACAGAAGUG
Molecule: messenger RNA, 2353 nt
Organism: Sus scrofa (pig)
Lineage: Eukaryota; Metazoa; Chordata; Mammalia; Artiodactyla; Suidae
Gene: WNT5B
Product: Wnt family member 5B
Biological process (GO): canonical Wnt signaling pathway; cell fate commitment; neuron differentiation
Cellular component (GO): extracellular region
Molecular function (GO): frizzled binding; cytokine activity
Source: RefSeq, a predicted model, not a curated record